Boeremia exigua is the source of this 1778-nucleotide messenger RNA. RefSeq names its product salicylate hydroxylase. The coding region runs from base 164 to 1465 and encodes 433 amino acids. The record is from RefSeq and is a predicted model, not a curated record. Lineage: Eukaryota; Fungi; Ascomycota; Dothideomycetes; Pleosporales; Didymellaceae. Gene Ontology annotation, biological process: secondary metabolite biosynthetic process. Gene Ontology annotation, molecular function: FAD binding. The transcript has 6 exons.
CAGCAAUGCUUCAUCCCAGUUCCCAGAUGAAAGCCCUUAUCUCAAUCACACCUCUGCAGAUGCUGUCAGCUGCCUUGUAUAAGCCUUCGUUGCGGUGCUCAGCCAGCGCUGGUAUCCCACAAGCGGCACACGGCUGACAGCACCAUCUACUAGACUUUCAAUCAUGCCUGGAACUCAUGCUCACGACUUUCAUGUCGCCAUAGUUGGCGCUGGAAUUGCGGGCCUCGCGCUAGCCAUGGGGCUCCAAAAGAAGGGGGUGUCGUUUACGCUCUAUGAAGAAGCAAAAGAGUACUCUGCCGUCGGCGCCGGCAUUGGCUUCGCUCCAAAUGGCCUGCAGGCGAUGGACCUCAUCGAGCCUGGUUUCCGCCCUAAAUAUGAGAAAAUAUGCGUUGGAAACAAGCCACCAAAUGCGCAACAUAUCUUCUUUGAGGGUCUGCUUCUCGAAGAAGGCCUUGGCAUGGACCAACCGUGGUAUGGCAAGUCAGCUUGGGGCCAUCCUGACUUCAAUCGCAAAUCGGCCCACCGAAAGACGCUGCUUGACAUUAUGACCAGUUUCAUACCUCUACAGAGUGUGAAGUUCAAUAAAUGUUUGGCCGAUAUCGAACAGCACACAGACAAGGUAACACUUCGUUUUUCUGACGGUGAGGUUGCCUAUGCCAGCGUCCUUGCAGGAGCAGAUGGAAUCAAGAGCAAAGUGCGAGAGCAUGUGUUAACAACCACAUAUCCCAGCCAGGUGGAGCCGGUAUAUGCAGGUGCAUACUGCUAUAGAUGCGUCAUUCCAAUGCAUGAAGCCGAAGCUAUCCUUGGGAGCCUCACAGGCGUUGCCAAGUUCUAUUUUGGCUACCAACGCGGUGCUGUCACUUAUCGGAUCUCAGGUGGAGAGGAAUUCAAUUUCCUUCUUUGCGCAGCUGAUGACAGCCCCUGGAUGCUCCACAAAGCUGUCACAGAACAGGUCACACAGGACGCCAUGCUGGCUGAUUUCGCAGGCCCUGGCGUAGACGACCGCCUUCGCCGGCUUCUCACAAAGGCAAAACCGGUCAAGUGGGGAUUCUUUCACCACCUGCAAACCUCGACAUAUUACCGCGAGCGCGUGGUCCUCUUGGGCGAUAGUGCCCAUGCUUCUCUGCCUUUUCAGGCGGCUGGCGCUGCUCAGGGCGUGGAAGAUGCACUGGUUCUUUCCAGCGUGCUUUCAGAGCUUGUCCAAGCUCAUGUCAUAGAUACGAGUUCGUCACUGUCCGUUCAAGCAGCUUUGAAUGCGUACGACUUGGUGCGGCGACCCAGGGCGCAGAAGCAGCUCGAGCAGGCUGCGGAAGUGGGCCGUAUGAUCUUUCUUCAGCAUGAAGAAGCAGGACGCGAUAUGCAGAAAAUUCUUCCUUUGCUGCAAAACGGUCGUUUUGACUGGUUGUGGUUCCAUGAUGUCGAAGGGGACGUGCAGGCUGCGUUAUCUCGAAUGAGGGAGGAGUGAUCUCAAUGAUCCAGGCUUGAGAGAGCGGAUAUGUGGUAGGACUGUGCUCAAUUGGUGAAGCUCGUCAAUAAAGGCCGAUGAUACAAGUUUCCAUGGGUUUUUAUCAGAAUAUGAGGGCUCGGGCAUCUUUCGUGAUAUGCUCUCAAUGUAUGCGGAUAUGGGACGGGAAACGAUUACUGCUUCAUUUUCGAAGACGACUAUGUCACACUCAGAUACCACUGUCGGAUAUUGUACAUCACAAACAACCCGGGUCCUGAUGAGAUUCAAGUCUUAUCACGGAUAUCGUGUUCUUCGAUAAGAGCUCCUCAUCCAC